Schistosoma turkestanicum is the source of this 1471-nucleotide messenger RNA. The record is from the annotation of a GenBank genome assembly. NCBI's taxonomy places the organism in Eukaryota, Metazoa, Platyhelminthes, Trematoda, Strigeidida, Schistosomatidae.
UUGAAAUCAAAGUGUUAUUUAAUAAAAAGCCAGUUCAACAGUAAAGAACAUGAACAUCUUAAUAAAUACACUGCAUAUCUCAAUAGUAGUACUAGUAGUACUACAUAUUCAAUUAGUAGUAUACAUUACAUGUAUAUGGCAUCCAUCAAAUCGUAUCAAUCACAAUGGUUAUGAACAUCAAUUCAAUACACAUUAUAUAAAUCGUAAUUAUGAGAAUAAUGACAAUAAUAAUAAUAAUAAUAAUAAUAAUAAUAAUAAUAAUCGUAAUAAUAAUGACCAACCAUUAAUGAAAGAAAUUAAAUCUGUCAAAUAUCAUGGCCAUACAUAUACACAAGUAUUACAUUUGAAAUUAUCAUUUCAUGAAGCUGAACGUUAUUGUAAUCAAGCAUUUACAAAUGAUGCACAUUUAGUGUCGAUACAAUCCGAUGAUGAAUGGAAAAUGCUAUCCAAGUGUUUUGGACAGGCUGGUUCAACUAAAAUAUGGUUAGGUGGGACAGCAGAUCUAAUCAAUCGUAAUUAUGUUAUUUUACGAUGGUUCGAUGAAACCGAUUUUAAAUACCUUCGAUUCUCAGACAAGGAAAAAGAACACUGGCAAAAAAUGCUAAGGAAUCAUCAAGGAUGUAUUGUUGGCACUUUGAAAAACAAUGGCCAAGGUGAUUGGAACAUUCAAACUAUGUUAUGCAAUGAACCGAAAGAGUUUAUCUGUGAAGAAAUCGAUCCCGACUUUCCAAAGAAACCAUGGGAUAAUGAAAAGCCAAGACCAUAUGGUUACAUACCUUCAGAAACACCGUUUCAACAUCCAUUGAAAAUCCCGCAAUUUGGAAUUCUUCCAUUGCAUCAAGAAAUGUAUCAACCAAAAAUACCAGUAGGUCCGAAAAAUUUAUUUAUUGCUCCUGCAUCGUUGGAAGAGACAGCUGAACAACAACCAAUAGUAGAAAACACAGAACAACAACAAGUACACCCAAGUACACCGCCGGUUCAACAAAAAACCAAUCACACUGCGGUGAUACGCAACACUAGUAGUAGUAGUAGUAGUAGUAGUGAACGCAAACAUGACAUUGUACGAACAACCAAGAAAGCGAAUAACAUGACCGAGAUACCAGCAAGUACCAUAAACGCAAUCCCAAAUAGGAAAGUGAAAUUUGUUAUUAUCAAACCGACUGAUGAGAAAACACGAACUGAAGAAAAUAAUAGUCAUAAUAAUAAUAAUAAUAAUAUUAAUAAUAUUAAUAAUAAUAAUGAUAUGAAACCAGUUAAUCCUGUAGAUCAAAGCUCAGAAAAUCAAUCUGGACCAGUGACAAUUUACCUACAAGGUGUUUCUGUCCCGAAUAACUAAUUUGAAACAGAAAGGCUCAAUAAUAAUAAUCAUAAUAAUAUUCCCCCCUACUUUAAAACAAUUUCAUCAAUUGACUGUUUGUCAUUCAUUUUAAACUGUCUGGUUAUAAAUAAGAUUGUUGAAUAAAGAUUUUCA